Molecule: messenger RNA, 977 nt
Organism: Vitis vinifera (wine grape)
Lineage: Eukaryota; Viridiplantae; Streptophyta; Magnoliopsida; Vitales; Vitaceae
Product: vacuolar protein sorting-associated protein 25
Exons: 7
Coding region: 284-823 (179 amino acids)
Biological process (GO): protein transport to vacuole involved in ubiquitin-dependent protein catabolic process via the multivesicular body sorting pathway
Cellular component (GO): ESCRT II complex
Molecular function (GO): structural molecule activity; protein homodimerization activity
Source: RefSeq, a predicted model, not a curated record
GUAUUUUUUGAAAGUUGAAAAGUGGGAGAGGUUAGAUGUAGAAAUUUGAGAUAUUUUUCAUAAUUAAUUCAUUUUAUCAAGGGGAAAAAUCUGUUGAGUCUAGAAAGGUGGAAUAAGAGGAGAGAGGGAUGCUGACUGUAGAAGAGCCUCACCCAUCAGGCAUCCCCAUCUUCAUUGAUUCAGGGAUUUGAGAAGCGGGCUUCUUCCUUUUCCGACUACAGUUUUUCUCGAUUACCGGCAAAGGGGAUUUUAGGUUGCAUUGUCUUGGGGAAGUACUAGAAAGAUGCAGAAAUUGGGUGACUUGAAGCUACCCAACUUCUUCAAUUAUCCACCAUACUUCACUUUGCAGCCGGUAAGGGAUACCCGAGAGAAGCAGGUACAACUUUGGAAGGAACUUAUUCUCGACUAUUGUAGAACUCAAAAGAUAUUUGUAAUUGGACUGGAAGAAGAAUUUCCUCUGUUCUCGAAUCCUGUUAUUGAAAGAACCCUCAGUCAUGAAGCUAAGGAGGCAUUCCUCUCAGCCUUAGUUGCAGAAGGACGUGCUGAGUGGAUGGAUAAAGGGCAUAAAAAAUGUCUCAUUCUCUGGCACCGGAUUCAAGAUUGGGCUGACCUUAUUCUGCGCUUUGUGAGAGAAAAUGGAUUGGAGGACAGUGUUAUGACAGUUGAGGAAAUACGUUCAGGGACUGAAUCUCGAGGAACAGAGCUUCAUGGGAUGGACCGGACAGUUCUAAUGCGAGCCCUGAAACAGCUAGAGCACAAGGGUAAGCUUGCUAUCUUCAAGGGAACUUCAGCUGAUGAUGAGGGCGUGAAAUUCUCUCUAUAACUUCAUUUCUCUUCAUCUCUUCCAGACUUUAUCUUAUACAAAACCAUGAAGCACACCCUUUUAAACAUAGAGAACUGCAUUCAAAUCAUUAUCCGCAUGACGCACACAUUGUUUCUUUCAUGCUUUCUAAAUAAAUGGCAAAGUGAUUCUCUCA